AUUUUUUUCUUCAUCGAACAGUAAGCCAGGCUUUAAGCUUGAAAAAUAUCAAAUGAAAAUAAUAAAAUGUACAACUGAGUGCGGUUUUCAUAAUCCAACGAUUCGAUGCCCAUCUGUUUGCAAAUGAAAAGUCAAUCUCUUAAUAACCGCACUCAAUACCGAUACAUGAAAAGUACAAAAAGGCGAAGAGAAUGAACGAGAAUGAUGCUCGAGAGACAUAAGCUAGAAUGCUCUCAUUUGCAUCGCCUUGAAUACACAAUCGCUGUUUCACCAAAAUAUUAUUAAAAUAAUCGCAUUACUGUUCUAUGCAUUUAUGGCGGUAUAAAAUACAUGCUACCUUAUCACACACCAUCCUUCGGAUUAUCUUGCGCUUCUUCAUGCUACGGUAUCCGUUGUAGGUAAAAAUGUAGAACGGGGCAAACUUUCGUUUCGAACUUGGGGAUUAAAAUGGUUCGAAAGUGUGAUCGAGGUAACAGAUCUUCCCUAAUGACCGUCUGUGUCAAAAAUCUUUAAUGCAAAUUCGGUGAAUAUUGCUUCGCUCACUACCACAGCGCCCAAAGGAAACAAAGUAGAAUGCGUUUAACGUCGAGGACAUUUUUUAUAACUAGGCCGAUGGAUGAGAUAACCGGUAUCAGUAUCGUUCAGUCAGCGAGCAAGAGAGUAACUACUCAGCAACCAAUAGACGAAAAAAAAAGUUAAACAGAAUACUUGUGAAAGAAAAGUUACAAUUUUAAACGUAUUUUCAAACAAGUAAAUUAGUGUUAGGAGUUCAUUCGCAGUACUUCAUUUUGAAAGAAUCAACAAGAUGAGUAAGAUGUCAAAGAAUAAAUUGAAUCUAACAUUGCCGCCGAGUGUAAUGGAUGCAUCGAAUCCACCGAAUAUUCCAGCGCCGCCACCAUUCAAUAUACCGUCCAGUGCAGAUCGACCGAGUUUACUAAAUGAAUCGAGCGGUAGCGGUAGCAUUGAUACCAUAACAUACACGCUUGAUGAACUGCAUGUCGACGAACAUGCAUUGAACCGAAUCAAAAUCUUCCUGAGCCAAAGAGAGCAGAUGGGCGAAAUUCGUGACGAAGACUUGGAAAAACUCGGUGAACUGGGAUCGGGCAGCGGAGGUGUUGUGAUGAAAGUACGCCACAUACCCACUCAGUUGAUUAUGGCACGAAAAAUGAUCCACAUAGAUCUGAAACCGCAAGUUAAAAAGCAAAUUAUUCGAGAGCUAAAGGUUUUGCACGAUUGUAAUUUUCCGCAUAUAGUUGGUUUCUAUGGUGCAUUUCAGGCCGAUAAUGAGAUCAGCAUUUGUAUGGAAUACAUGGAUGGUGGUUCAUUGGAUUUGAUUUUGAAGCGUUCUGGCCGCAUUCGCGAACCGAUUCUUGGGAAAAUUACGCUAGCCGUUUUGAAGGGAUUGACCUACUUGCACGAUCAACACGCGAUUAUGCAUAGAGACGUAAAGCCAAGCAACAUUCUGGUGAACAGUAGUGGUGAAAUCAAACUCUGUGAUUUCGGUGUGUCCGGGCAGUUGAUCGAUUCUAUGGCAAAUUCAUUCGUUGGCACACGCAGCUAUAUGUCCCCGGAACGAUUUGGCGAUAGUAAAUAUUCGGUGCAAUCGGACAUUUGGUCAUUGGGUUUGUCACUGAUUGAAAUGGCCCUUGGCGUUUAUCCAAUUCCACCGCCUGAUCCGAAAUUAAUAGAUCAAAUACUCAGCGGAAGCUCGAAUCAACCGCCGCCAAAACCAAAAUUGAUGGCCAUUUUUGAUUUGCUCGAAUGCAUCGAACUUCAACCGCCUCCACGUUUGGAGCACAAAAGCCUUUCGCCAGAAUUUACGGAUUUCAUUGAUAGAUGCUUGAAAAAGGAUCCAAAUGAACGUGCCAAUCUCCAGACACUAUUGGAACAUCCAUGGAUCAAGAAAUACGAGCAGGAAUAUGUUGACAUUGUCGGUUGGGUUUGUAGUACAAUGAAUUUUGACGAUUAAUUUAAUCGAAUGUUUGAACUAUCAAUCAGUAACAUCAUUUUAUUGUCAGAAUUAUUUUUCUUAAAUUUCAU
Molecule: messenger RNA, 2040 nt
Organism: Sitodiplosis mosellana (orange wheat blossom midge)
Lineage: Eukaryota; Metazoa; Arthropoda; Insecta; Diptera; Cecidomyiidae
Product: dual specificity mitogen-activated protein kinase kinase dSOR1-like
Exons: 1
Coding region: 806-1969 (387 amino acids)
Biological process (GO): protein phosphorylation
Molecular function (GO): ATP binding; protein kinase activity
Source: RefSeq, a predicted model, not a curated record